AUGGCCGCCGCCGCCCGCAUGCUCAGACAUGCGCUGCCUGUGUCCCAGGGCCAGGCUCUGCCAGCCCCAGGGACAGAGGCACCCUGCGCGGGCUCGCGCAGACUCGCGCAACGAUACGAGUGCAAGGGCACUUCCUUUUCGGGCAUGGUGGAACUCCUUCCUCAGCGCCUGCUGACUCGGGAGGAGUUCAAGACGAACUUGCUGGCAGCACCAGGCGUGCUGAAGGUCGUGGACAAGAGCUCCAAGACCUCGCAGGGCAACCGAGGCGACCACGUCUUCGAGCAGAACCUGGAAGUCCACCUGCACCGCGAGCCCCAUGUAGCUCUGGAGUUCGAGAUCACGCGGAACAACCACAUGAAGCACAUGGAGGGGCGCCCUUACACUGAGACAGCGAUGUUCAAGGACCCCCCCAAACGGCAUCACGCGGCGGCGUGGCGCGUGCUCUUGCAUGCCGUCAAGGGCCGGGAGCUCCUUCCACAGCAUGCCCGCGACUACUGCGAGAGCUGCCUGACGGGACACGGUACCUGGGAAGACGACGUGCUCCCAGAGGGCCUGGAGGGGAUCCCGCUUGAGCCAGGCCCUGCCAGUCCUGCGGGGUCUUCCAGCUCUCCGACGCAGGCGCCAGGACUUCCAACAGCGCCAGGCCUUGCCAGCUCUCCGACGCAGGCACCGAGUCGCAAGCCAACGUUCCCGUAUCCUUUCCAGAACGCUCCCGCGAUGCCCGGGGGCCAGGCGACCGCCUCUGCGGCGCGGGUGGAACCCUGCCCCACCGAGUCGGCCUCAAUGAGUCAGGGUGGCCGCGGGGUCCCGCUUGAGCCAGGCUUUGCCAGUUCUGCGGGGGUGGAAGCUUCAAUGAAUCAGGGCGGCGCGACCGGGCCUCCUGCCAAGAAGAGUAAAGCGGCGCCCGGGGGUGCCGCGAUCGCCCCUGCGGCGCAGGUGAGCGGAGGGGCGCGUCAGGCCUCCUGCCCGGAGGGCCUCAACUACUGCGAGGCUGGGGUCACGGAGCUGAGAGCGUUCGAGCGGGACGGGAACGUUGCAUCGUUGGUCAAGGCCCAGGACCUUCUGCUCAAGGGGAUCGAGCGCAUCUCGGACGUCUUGCCUGAGGGGCGCGAUUUGGACGGCCCCGAGUACGAGACGCCAGAUGCGGAGUUCAACCGCUUCGUGGAGAUCGCGGAGGAUGCGCGCGUGCGGAUGCGGACCAAGUUGGAGGCGGCGAGGAGGCCAGCGGGCGGGGAGCAAGCGGUGGCAGGCGAAGCCCAGGGGUCGGGGCCAGGCUUUGCCAGCCCGGCGACCCAGGGGCAGAAGAACGAGGACAAGGCGGAUGCGGAGAAGACGCCGCCAGGGUUCGACCCAGAAGCCGAUUGGACAGAGGAAUCGGCGGAUGUGCACCAGUUCGACAUCACGGCUGACCUGCGCGAGGAGCUGGCCGAGAAGCCCGAUGGGGACCCGGCCGCCGCCCGUGAGUCCAGGGAGGUCCGCGCUGCACUCGGCGCCGAAGUUCUUCCCAUCCCGGAUUUUUUGAAGCUUGUGCAGGGUCAGCCGAUGGCCAGCAACGCCGCCCUGGACGAUGUUCGUGCUAUGAAGAGUCGCGGCGUGGAGCACGCGCGGCACCGAGUCAUCGAUGAGCCCGACGAUCCCGAGGCGCAGGACAACAUCGACAGGAUGCGCCGCGAGGCCUGGGAAAAGCACGAGGAGCGUCGGAGGACACGUGCCCGUGGCCUGGACGCGCGGGACAUGUUCUUGGGCCGCGAACUGGUGCACGUCAAGCUGGUCAGUGCCGGCGCGGCGCCCGUGACUCCGAACGAGUUUUUGAUUGCGGCGUCUAGGCGCUUGCGCAUGCUCGCGCUGCGGGAGCAUUACCAGACGUUGUUCAAAGAGCUCCUGGAUAAGGCAGCGCAGAAGUUUUCGCCGAACCAGCUGGGGGACGACGACGGACCAUCGAAAGCGCUGGUGGGUUUGGUCAAUCACCACUCUGGCGAGGUGGUGGAGCUGGACGGGUGCAGAACGCAGCGGCGCCUUCGCAAGGUCGCACCAGGCAUUGCCAGUGCCGCGCAAUUCGAGAAUCCACAAUUCUGGCGCGCGCAAGGUGGUUACACCGUGGGACGACGCCCGGAGGUGCGGUGCGAGUACGGCCAGUGCGGGUCCAAGCUCUUCGCCAAAACCGUCGACGCACAGGCCCAGCGCGAAGCCGCCGCCGUGAACGAGGGCGAGGACAUCAACCCACAGGUCCACAUGCCCGCCUGGGCCCGCCAGUGGAGCAGGGUAUGCGUUCCGUGCGAGGCGGUCGAGACGCACGAGUGGUGUCGGCAGAGCCCCGUCACGACGCUGGGGGAGCUCUUCUGGGACUUGGGCCGGACGCACACGGCCAAGGCCAUCUACGCCUUCUACAGGGCGCUCCGGCUGGUCGCGUUGAAGAGGGACAAGAACAGUUCCACCAAGGCGCCACGCGCCCGCGCAAAUUACUCGUGCCCGGCGACCAACCGCGAGGUGCUCGUGGAGGACUACAUAGAGGCGGUGGGCUUGUCCACAGCGCACGUCAGCUCCAAGACCAAGCAAGAGUUGCUGGACGAGGCUGCGAAGUGCGCGACGUUGGCGUUGCUUUGGGACAUGCGCCCGCCGUGGCUGGAUCACGCGUUCCCCCGGGCCUUGCCAGGGGAUGGCUUGUUGUCCAAGUUCACCAGACCGUCUUUCCUCUACUGGGACGCCAGCUUCCUCGACGUGCUUUUCGGCACCGCUCUGGGAAGCGAUCUCAACGACCAAGCGGUCAGCGUCGACUACCAACUGGCGGGUGUCAUCGCGCGCCCCCUGUAUAAGUGCACGCAGAUCGUCGACGCCAGCGCCGGAGAGUGUGCUGAGAGGAAACAGGGCGCCGAUGAGACGCCGGGUUUUCCCAGUGUUGCCCUUCGCGCCCUGUGCCUGUACCCCGCGGUGUUCGGGCCGGAUGGCGAGCCCACGCCGCUUCGCGCGAUGACGCCCCAUCGCGCGUUCGCGCACGCGCCUCCGGAGAAUUGGGGGUGGGGCGUCGAGCGAGUCCAGCGCCACGUGGUGACCCAGGCGAACCCCGCGAUAUCCACGGCCACGCUGACAUGGUACACUUACAACGCGGAGGAGAGCGAGGCCAUUUUGAUCGCAUCCAGUGCGUACAAG
This is a messenger RNA of Prorocentrum cordatum, 3147 nucleotides long. The record is from the annotation of a GenBank genome assembly. NCBI's taxonomy places the organism in Eukaryota, Dinophyceae, Prorocentrales, Prorocentraceae.